CUUCCAUUGACGCGCAUUAAGUGAGGUAUCGUGGCAUCGAUUCAACCACAGACCAUGCCCAUGACCUCAGUACAGUUGCCGCCGCGCAAACGGCGCAAAACGCAGCUUGCCUGCAACCCAUGCCGCGCCCGCAAGUCUGGAUGCGAUGGAAUGCGCCCGGUUUGUGCAUCUUGUAUUUCCAAGGGUUGGCAGCAACGGUGCACCUAUCAAGAGUCCGUCUUGCAUGCGUCAUCAACACCGUCAAUAUCCCAACUAUCAAAGAGGUUGGAGCGUUUGGAAGAGUUGCCUGCAUCUCAAGCGCGCGGCGGACCGUCACGUCCGCCGCAACCCGAUCCCGGCCCAGAAACAGACACUUCGGGAGGAGCUCGUAAUGUCUUACCCCUGAAUACCGCCGGAUUAGCCACUCAUAUUGGCACAAGCAAUACCCGGCUGUCCGCUCAACUCUCAACGACAAACGUCGUUCAAUCAGCGUCACAGUCUUGUCGUAGUGAGGGCGAUGGCGACGCCAUAUACGGUCCGUCAUCCAACAGCUCCUUCCUACGACUUGUAACACAAGCUGCGGGCCCCAGAAGCUCAACCACCAAAAGUCCAGAGGAGCCGGCUGGCCUGGAGCCAGAGGAUGUCACCCCUACAGUACUCGGAUUCGCGAUAACAACGCAGCCCAAGAGUCCUGAUACUCUGCCGGACCCUGUAAUGCUGCCCGAGAGGUGGCUCGCCGAUAGCCUCCUCCGUUCCUUUUGGGACUUCGUCCACCUAGUGUUUCCCAUACUCCACCGGCCAUCGUUUACGGUAUCGUACGAAGCGGUGUGGCAGCCAUCUCAAAACGGACCUCCCAAUCGAGACUACAAGGACAUCGUCUUCCACGCCACCUUGAGCACCGUGCUGGCUCUCGGGUGUCAGCGGACUGAUCAGGUCUCUGUAUCAGAGCAAGUCCGCUUAGCAAACAGAUUCUAUAAGCAAUCCGUCAAGCUAGUUUCAGUCGACACGCUCGACCACUCCUCUCUGCAACUCGUUCAGCUGUUUCUGCUGAGGGGCGUCUAUCUACAUUACACGCAGUACGCGGACCGCUGUUGGAACACAGUAGGUGUCGCACUGCGAGUUGCGCAGGGGCUCGGACUGCACUCCCGCGGUGAUGGGCCAGCGUCAUCAGGAAGUCAACUCAAGAGGGAGAUGAGACGGCGUGUCUGGCACUGUUGCCUGACUUUGGACAGACUCACGGCAACCACCUUUGGGAGGCCUGUCCUUGUGUCUCGGCAGUAUUACGUCCCUCCACCGGAACCCAUCGACGAUGAGCACUUGUCUGAGAAUUCAGAGGGCCUGCAACCGCCGGAACGCCCAUCGUAUCUGGCCUUCUUUGUACACUCUGUUGCGCUGUUUGAUGUACUAAACGAGAUCCUAGCCAAAUUCUACACCGACGGCGAAUACGCCUUGGACAAGACACCCGAUUCACUCAGCCAUGUCUUGCAGCUUUCGUCAAAGCUCGACGAAUUGGGUCAUUCCUUUCCGAUCUACCUCAGAGAGGGCGCGGACUUGACGCAACUAGACGAAGAGCUACGAGGUUGUCUGCAGAUGCAGGCAAACAUCCUCAAGUCCAGAGUCUUAUGGAUCCGUCUUCUCCUCCUCCGUCCACUACUCUUAGCCGAAGCCAAGCACGGCAGCCGACUAGAGAAACCAUUCGCAACGGACACCACGCAGACACUCCGUGACAGCCUAGGACAUUCGGCCAAUUCUCUCUGCGUUUUGACUGCUCACAGCGUGCUACAGGAGCUUUACGAGAAGCUGGGCAGCGUCAGACAGAACUCUGCUUGGCAUGUUCUACUCUUCACCUUCGCCGCAGCAUCCACUCUGGUCGUCGCCACCCUGUGCCCCGAUCUCCAAGUCAACUUCGAAACAGAGCCGACGAAAUCGUCGUGGGAUCGAGCUUUGCGCAUCUUUGAUUUUCACAAGCAGCACGUCGCCUCUGCUAGCCGGGGUAUCGAAGUCUUGGAAAAGUUUCGCGCAUCUGUCGUGGCCGCCGUUUCGCAGCGGAACGCGGCCAGCGGGGCCCCUAACACCAACGCAGGAACAUACGAUCCGCCCUUUGAGCAAGGAAGCGAGCAGGAAGCAUUGCUCCCGUUUGGCUCUGUGCCUGGCAUGGGCCAGACGUCCCUGGCGCAGGACUUUGGCGAUUUUGCAGGCUCCGAUUUGCUUAAUGAAAGUUGGUUCAAUAUCCAAGGGAUAGAUUUGACAAAUUGGGGAAUCUUUCAAUAAACGCAAGACUCAUAGGGGCACCAAUCGAUUCCAAUUAGCACCUCUUCGUCAUCCAACUCCUUUAUUCCAGAGUGUGCAGGACUACUACACGAUAUUACUUCCCUCUGUUAGCUGACUGAACAUAGUCCCAAGGUGAUUGAGUUGUCAUUCCACCCAGGUCAUGGGUCCCAAUGAGGCACGAGAGUCUUCCCAGAAAAUCCAGGGGCACAUGGGGAAACUGAGCGUGAGAGUUGGAUAAGGCAAUAUUUAGUGCGGGCUGUCUGCCCAUUCAGGCUACUAUCAUGAUACUGACACAAACCUAUCUCAAGACACAGGAGCCUCAGAGUCAUGGAACUCGCCCAGCUUGAGCAGCU
Colletotrichum godetiae is the source of this 2603-nucleotide messenger RNA. RefSeq names its product fungal-specific transcription factor domain-containing protein. Gene Ontology annotation, biological process: DNA-templated transcription; positive regulation of transcription from RNA polymerase II promoter by galactose. The coding region runs from base 55 to 2250 and encodes 731 amino acids. The transcript has 6 exons. Gene Ontology annotation, molecular function: DNA-binding transcription factor activity, RNA polymerase II-specific; RNA polymerase II cis-regulatory region sequence-specific DNA binding; zinc ion binding. Lineage: Eukaryota; Fungi; Ascomycota; Sordariomycetes; Glomerellales; Glomerellaceae. The record is from RefSeq and is a predicted model, not a curated record. Gene Ontology annotation, cellular component: nucleus.